GCUGCCGCGUCCCCGGGCUCUCCCGGCUCGGCCGGCACCGCCGCGGAGUCGCGCCUCCUGCUCUUUGUGCGUAACGAGCUGCCGGGGCGCAUCGCGGUGCAGGACGACCUAGACAACACGGAGCUGCCCUUCUUCACCCUGGAGAUGUCUGGCACAGCGGCGGACAUCUCGCUGGUGCACUGGAGACAGCAGUGGCUGGAGAAUGGCACCUUGUACUUCCACGUCUCCAUGAGCAGCUCUGGGCAGCUGGCCCGGGCCACUGCCCCCACGCUCCAGGAGCCCUCAGAGAUUGUCGAGGAGCAGAUGCACAUCCUCCACAUUUCUGUGAUGGGUGGCCUCAUUGCGUUGCUGCUGCUGCUGCUGGUGUUCACCGUGGCGCUGUAUGCCCAGCGGCGCUGGCAGAAGCGUCGCCGCAUCCCCCAGAAGAGCGCAAGCACAGAAGCCACUCACGAGAUCCACUAUAUCCCGUCGGUGUUGCUGGGUCCUCAGGCCCGGGAGAGCUUCCGCUCCUCCCGGCUUCAAGCCCACAAUUCCGUCAUCGGCGUGCCCAUUCGGGAAACCCCCAUCCUGGAUGACUAUGACUGUGAGGAGGAGGAUGAACCGCCCCGGCGGGCCAACCAUGUCUCCCGCGAGGAUGAGUUUGGCAGCCAGGUGACCCACACCCUUGACAGCCUGGGACGCCCAGGGGAAGAGAAGGUGGACUUUGAGAAGAAAGCAGCAGCUGAGGCGACCCAGGAGACAGUGGAGUCCCUGAUGCAGAAGUUCAAGGAGAGUUUCCGCGCUAACACACCCAUCGAGAUCGGUCAGCUGCAGCCAGCCUCACGCAGCACAUCAGCAGGGAAGCGGAAGAGGAGGAGCAAGUCUCGAGGGGGAAUCAGCUUUGGGAGAGCCAAGGGGACGUCAGGCUCAGAGGCAGACGACGAAACACAGCUGACAUUCUACACGGAGCAGUACCGCAGUCGCCGCCGCAGCAAAGCAUCCAGAACUAGGGCUGGGGAAGUCAAUGGGUCCCCUCAGCAGGACUGGACUAUUUACAACUAA
Carlito syrichta (Philippine tarsier) is the source of this 1041-nucleotide messenger RNA. Its product is annotated as astrotactin-2-like. Gene Ontology annotation, biological process: neuron migration; neuron cell-cell adhesion. Bases 145 to 1041 code for a protein of 298 amino acids. The transcript is spliced from 6 exons. Lineage: Eukaryota; Metazoa; Chordata; Mammalia; Primates; Tarsiidae. The record is from RefSeq and is a predicted model, not a curated record.